UCAUAUAUUCAAAGCUAGUCAAGAGCCAGCCCCAGUCGCUGGCGGUGCUUGCUCGUACACGCCAUGUUACCUCCUCACGUAAUGAGUAGUGCUCUGUUGACAGUGCUGUGUGUCUGUUUGUGUCCACAAGCUGUGUUUUGUCAAUACCAGGACACUUGCACCACAUUGGAGGGUGGCAUCGGAACGUGUACGCCAGCUGUCUCAUGCGCUGCGUACUUCGAUCUGCAGCGACAAGCCAAAAGCUUAACUGCUUCUUUCCAGCUUAGAGACUCGCAAUGUAAACCAAAUGGAUAUAAUGAUAUGAUCUGCUGCCCAGUUGCAAAUGAGAGACCAAGAGAAACGACGCUGCCAUUUCGGGACUUAGACAAAGAAUAUAACUGUGGUGAAGACCAAAGGAAUGCUCAACUUGACGAAACGUGCACCACAAUUGAAGGUGGUGUUGGCAAGUGUGAGUCGUUAGCAGCCUGCGAGCCGUACCUUCAUCUGACGAGACAAGCCAAAAACAUUCCCUUGGCUAUUCAACUUAGAGAUGCUCAAUGCGGUUCAGACGGAAACGACCAAAAGGUCUGCUGCCCUACUUCAGUGUCGCCUUCAUCAACAGCAGAUGUGGCUUCCUUCAGAGUAUUACCUGAGUCAGACUACAUCACGGCCCUUCCUGAACAACCAGAAUGUGGCGUCGGUUUAAGUUUUUUCGUCAGAGUUGUAGGAGGUGUUAAGGCCGCACUGGGAGGCUUUCCCUGGAUGGCACUUCUUGGUACCAAACAAGAAAACUGGGACACAGCACGUUGGAUAUGUGGGGGAAGUCUGAUCUCUCACCGCCACGUCCUGACCGCUGCUCACUGUAUAAAGAAUGAAUUGAACGUGGUCCGACUUGGAGAACUGGACUUCAAAAGAGACGACGAUGGCGCUUCUCCCAUAGACUUUUCCAUUAAAAGAAAAAUCAAACAUGAAAAGUUCGACUACGCUUCCUUCACUAAUGACAUCGGCCUUUUGAUAUUGGGAAAGGAUGUGGAGUUCUCAAAAUUUAUCCGACCGAUCUGUCUACCGACGAGUGCAAAUGUGAGCUGGAAUCCUCUUGUAGGCUACAACCAGUUCCUCGCUGGCUGGGGAAACAUUGACAACCGCGGGGCUUCUUCAUCUCACCUGCUAUAUGUGGAGCUGCCUGUCGUGAACAACUCGGUAUGCGAGACAGCUUAUGAGUCGCGGGUCAUCGAUGAGAGAGUUAUGUGUGUUGGCAGCGUCUUUAAAGACUCCUGCUCCGGGGACAGCGGUGGACCGCUCAUGGACAAUAUAAUAAACAAAACGACUUUUCGUACUCAUUUCUAUCAGACCGGCGUUGUGUCGUAUGGUCACACUAAAUGCGGUGAAGCAGAUUUUCCAGGCGUCUACAGUUCACUGGCGUACUUCUUGCCCUGGAUACGGGAAAAUGUGCUGGGAUUUGUUGAAUAGCUUCAUUUUGUACAUCCGAUACAAAAAUUGUUCAGUGUUACAAAAAAAUGUUUAGAAUAUUCUUUGACUAUAAGGUAAUAAAACAUCCACCAAGAAAUAUA
This is a messenger RNA of Danaus plexippus (monarch butterfly), 1550 nucleotides long. Its product is annotated as venom serine protease Bi-VSP-like. Lineage: Eukaryota; Metazoa; Arthropoda; Insecta; Lepidoptera; Nymphalidae. Gene Ontology annotation, biological process: proteolysis. The record is from RefSeq and is a predicted model, not a curated record. The transcript is spliced from 10 exons. Bases 64 to 1449 code for a protein of 461 amino acids. Gene Ontology annotation, molecular function: serine-type endopeptidase activity.